Molecule: messenger RNA, 2577 nt
Organism: Colletotrichum orchidophilum
Lineage: Eukaryota; Fungi; Ascomycota; Sordariomycetes; Glomerellales; Glomerellaceae
Product: fungal specific transcription factor domain-containing protein
Exons: 5
Coding region: 1-2577 (858 amino acids)
Biological process (GO): DNA-templated transcription; positive regulation of transcription by RNA polymerase II
Cellular component (GO): nucleus
Molecular function (GO): DNA-binding transcription factor activity, RNA polymerase II-specific; sequence-specific DNA binding; zinc ion binding
Source: RefSeq, a predicted model, not a curated record
AUGGACCUGGACACCGACGAAGGCGACUCCGGUGUCGGCAUUAGCACCGGCAGCAACGGCAGCGGCAAUGCCAACGCCAUGGUGAAUGGGAUCCGUCAACCUGGCGUUCGCCGCCAAUCCCACUCACACCUCAAUGGGGGAGGAGGUCUCGGCAAGCAUAAUCACGGCAACGGAAACAAGCAUGCCAACGGCAAUGGAAACACGACGUCGAGCGCCAAGGGAACCGGGAAUGGCCACCACAGCACCAGCACCAGCGGCAUUCACAACGAGAACGGCAACGGUAAUGGCAAUGGAAAUCAUCACCUGCCCCAGUCCCACCAGCAGCACCAGCAGUUGGCAUCUCCGCCGCUCACACAUCCGUCGAAUCCGACCCCUCUGACGGAGAGCGGGAGACGUCGUCGGCACCGCGACAAGGAGCGCGUCCGCGUCACCCGCGCCUGCGACAGGUGCAAGAAGCGCAAGAUCCGCUGCACGGGCAUCCAGCCCUGCGAGUUGUGCAUCCGCACCGAGUCCCACUGCACCUACAACGCGUCUUAUGCACGUGGUCGCCAGCCGCCCGUGGCCACUCGGGAGGAUGUCGCCCGCAUGGAUCUCGAUGGCCUCGACGUCUCCGUAUCGGAUCAUCCCAGCGCUGGUGGUGGUGGUGGUGGUGGUGGUGAAGAUGUGCUGAUGGGCUCCUCCAUUGUCGUGGACGUCUCUGACCCCGGUGAUGUUGACCAUCAGGACGAGACCAUUAUGAACGGCAGAAAUCUGGCCGUUAUUGGCGGCGUCGACCCCGGCACCGCUGAGCCUCCCUCCCGGGCAUCUCCUGAGCCUACUCAGACGGAUCUCCAAGGCCAUUAUGUCGGUCCCUCGUCUGGUGUCUCUUUCUUGUUGAGGGUUCAGAAGCGUCUGCACCAAGCUGUCUCCUUCUCACAAGCAUCCUCCAUCUUCACCUUUGGCGAUGCGCCACUCCCGGACUUUGACCCCAGCGGCGCCUUUUGCGUCCUACCAUCCAAGGAAGAGGCCACGACUCUCUUGAACAGAUAUUUUGAGUUCGCCGUGCCAACCCACAGAUUUCUGCACCGCCCCACUCUCGAAGGUUGGCUGAAAGAGUUCUACGACACCAUGGGUGUCAUGAAGAGCCGGGAGGACGCCCCGGCCCAGAGAGCCCUACUAUUCAUGGUGUUUGCUCAGGCGCAGGAGUACAUGGGCACCACACACCCGCGUGAGAACGCAGACGCAAGUGCCCGAUACUUCUUGGCUGCAGAUCACCAGCUUUCCAAAGAGAGAGGCGCCGUACGCCUGGCCAGCGUCCAGGCCCGGCUAUGCCAAUGUUUUUGGCUCUUGUCCCAGUCUCGCAUUAACCACUGCUGGAGCUUAUUCGGCACGGUAGGGCACCUCGCCCUUGCCAUUGGUCUGAACCGUAAUAGGCAUGCGGACCCGGCUGGGGGAUACAACUACAUUGAGCUCGAGUGUCGCCGUCGCACGUUUUGGUGCGCUUACAGCCUCGAUAACUAUCUCAGCGCCGCACUUGGACGUCCACGAACGUUUCAUGAUGAAGACAUUGAUCAGGAACUACCUUCGUGUUCAGAAGACGCGGAUCUCCAUGCAGACCACAUCACACCCCGCAUGGGACGGGGCCAGUCACUUAUGCUGGCUCCGGUGGCUCAUGUCAAGCUCUCGCGAAUAGUCAGCAUGAUCUUGCGGGAUCUCUACUCUAUACGCCCGUCAUCAUUCUCAAAUCGAUGUGCUCUGGCGGCUAAAUACUCCCAAAAUCUAAAACACUGGAGAGCCGAAAUGUCGCAAUUCUUGGAUGACGGCGUCAAUACGGCAUUGCUCAUCCCCAUCUUCCAGCGGCAACGCAACGUGUUGGACUUGGCGUACUGGCAUGCCACGAUUCUCACGCACCGGCCCUUCCUGCUCAGUAACUUUGCCCGGUUACAACGAAACGGCAAAAGCCGCCGGAAGGGUGUCCCUCACAAGGACCAAACCGAAGAGAGCGUAAACGCCUGUUUAGACGCUGCCAUGCACGUCGUCGACACCGUCAAUGAUCUUAUACAAGCAGGGCAGCUCUUCCGUGCGUUUUGGUUCACUUCCUAUUUUGCCUUCUCGGCUGUAGUUAUUCUCUAUGUAUAUACAAUCCAGCAACGGACAGCCCCGACCGAGGCAUGGCAAGCCUACUUCGACGCGGCUUAUCGCUGCCAGGCGCAACUGGCCUCGCUCGCUGAUAACGAGUCAACGCUGGCGGCACGAUACUGUCUCGUCCUCGAAGAGCUCAGGACCGAGGCCCUCCGGCAGACGAAGCGGCACCAGAGCCCGGCCGUAACCCACCAGAAUGGACAGAAUGGCGGAGCAGUCUCCCGCGCCGCUCUCGUCGUUGCAGGGAGUGAAGAUUCUCAGCCCCAGCAUGAGCAGGAUCAUUUAGGAGCCCUCAAUUUCCCCGAUGUGGGACACGCGGAUGAGUUUGUUGGUUUUGACGCGAGCCCGAGCAGUUCUCUGGCCGAUAUGACGAGCUGGGGCCAGUUUGACUCCAUGGUUACUUCUGGAUUCGGAGGACUCGAGGCUUUGCUCAAUGACGACUCUCUACGAUUCUAA